This is a messenger RNA of Nasonia vitripennis (jewel wasp), 1437 nucleotides long. It is a transcript of the gene Tfb5, whose product is annotated as general transcription factor IIH subunit 5. The transcript is spliced from 3 exons. Bases 618 to 839 code for a protein of 73 amino acids. Gene Ontology annotation, biological process: transcription initiation at RNA polymerase II promoter; nucleotide-excision repair; transcription by RNA polymerase II. Gene Ontology annotation, cellular component: transcription factor TFIIH holo complex; transcription factor TFIIH core complex. The record is from RefSeq and is a predicted model, not a curated record. Lineage: Eukaryota; Metazoa; Arthropoda; Insecta; Hymenoptera; Pteromalidae.
CACUCAAAUGGUUACGAUGACACAUGUCGAAAUUGCAGUUUCCUCAAGAUUUUGAAAAUGAAACAUUGAACUUUUGUGUGAAAUUAUUAUGUAUAGGUACCUGCUGUAAUGUAGAAAUCAUCUCGGGAUGUAUAUUUAUGUAUUUUUAAAAGAAAUACUUUGAUAUCGUCAAAUGACUCAGAAUUACUGUCGAUUUUGUCAAUGUGUUUUUAAUUAUACUAAUAAAUUGUUUAUUUUUCUAAAAUACCAGUGUACAUGAUAUUCGUUUAGUAAUAAUAUGUUACAAAAGAUUUGAUUUUCUUUAAUUUUUAACUUUAUUUUGUAGAAAAAUACAAAGUAUGGAACUUAUAAAUCUUUAUCAAAAAAUUAAAUACUUUAUAAUUAAUAUUUACGAAUAUUUAACUAAGAUUCAAUUUUUUUACAAUUUUUACUUUAUUUUAUUAUUAAUAAAGUGAGAUUCUCUUUUUUCUCGUUGGAUAGUCCUAUAUAUACUACAUACUUCUGUAAACAAUAUAUAUGCGAUGGAAAGUGAUGCAGGCAAGUCUAGUACAGUUUCGUAGUUCAGGUCAUAACCUAGAAAUUUCGGUCGCGAAUGCAAAACGUUAGUAGCCGCCGCGAUGGUAAAUGUUCAGAAAGGAAUUUUAGUUGAAUGCGAUGAAGCUAUGAAACAAUUUCUACUGCAUCUGGAUGAAACUUUUGCCUUAGGAAAAAAAUUCAUUAUUCAGGAUUUAGACGAGAGACAUUUAUUCAUAUCCCAAGAUAUACUAGACACUUUACAAACCAAAGUAGAUGACUUGAUGGAUCGCAUUUCAUUUCCAAUAACUGAGAGAGAAGGAUAAAGAUUCAAAGAUUGAAUACAUUUUAGCAUAAAGUAAUAAUUUUGUUAACGCAAAAUGGCUGGACGAGAAUCAGGAAGAAUAAAAGAUGCAAUCCAAAAGCGCAUCCUUGAUGAGGAUUCUAGAAAGCGUAGACAGAAAAAAGCUUUGGAAGCUUUGGAGCAAGAUAACUUUCACGAAGAUCCUCAUGCUGAUUUGGUUAUGAGCAAAAAAGCCCCAAAGUUUCAAGAAGAUAACAAAAAUACAUCUAGAAAAAGAAAGACACGAUCAGCUGAAUAUUUCAAGCAGAGGUUUAGAAAAAAUUUUCUUCAACUUGUAGAGGAGGAUUUAAACUACAAUAGUAAUGGUCCUAACUACAGUACAGCACAAGCUCCACCUUCAUGCUAUCCUGAAAGACAUUUUUGUGCUGUAUGUGGUUUCCCAAGCACCUACACAUGUAUUCCUUGUGGAGCUAGAUAUUGUUCAACUAAAUGCCUUGGAACUCAUCUUGAUACACGAUGUAUGAAAUGGACUGCGUAAAAUUUAACUGCCACAAUUUAAUGUAAAUUAUUUUAAGAGUACUUUAAGUUUUGUAAUAAAUUGGUUUUGUAAGCAAAUUAAA